CCCGCGCUCCCGGGCCGCGCCGAUGAGUACCUGCGCGAUUCCAUCAGCUUCUCCCUCGGCCUCCCCGUACCCGACCGCUCCCUCCGCCUCAAGCUCCUCGCCUCCGAGGACCUCCGCCGCCGCCUCCAGGACCACGUAUUCGCCCUCGAGGAGGACCUCCACGCCGCCGCCCGCCGCAUCGACCUCCUCAAGAAGGAGUCCGCCAUGAACGCCGAGGGGAUCCGCCGCUGCGUGGAGGAGAAGGAGGCCGUGGCCGCCGAGCGCGGCAGGCUCGCCGCCGACGCCGCCAGGCUCGAGAAGGAGGUCACCCUCUACGAGCGCGACCUCGAGCGCGCCAUGGAGUCCUGCGACGACCUCGCCAGGGAGAACGACGACCUGCGGGCGCGCCUCAAGGACACCCCCGACCUUACUGCACUAAAUAAUGAAGUGCAAGCUCUGCAGAGGGACAGAGAGAUACUGAAGACCAAUCUCAACAAAGCAGAGGAGGAGGUUAAGUUGCUAUUCGAGGAAAACAGAGCUCUUGACGAAGCAAACAAGAGGCUGUUGAGCUUACUGGACAAAGAGCAGAAACAACGUUCUGAACGAAAGCAUUCUUCCUGUAAUUCCACCAAGCAGAAGCGCAAAUCAUCAAGUCUGAAGGACACGAGCCCAGUGAGCCUGGCUAUCGAUUUCAACAGUGCAGACGCAUCAAGGCAUCCUUUGUCACCCUUGCAGCAAAACUCUCCAGACUGCAGGGUGCACAAAAAGUGAAGCUGGCCGUAAUGAUAUUUACCUUCUGGAUGGCUUGAACUGAACAUCCAUCCUCUGUAGGCUUCAUCGUGGCUGCGGCGUGCUGCCUAUCUGAUAUAACCAACUAGCUGGGUUUUUGCUGGUAGAACCUGAAUCGUGUAGCCUGGAUUUUUCCUUGUUCUAGUAGCUGCACUUGUCAUGAUCCUUUCAUGAUAAAACCUACCUUACUUCUCUGAAGGUAGCCUUGAAAUCUGCCGAGCCCGCUGCUUGCUCCAUGCGUGUGAUGAAUGUGUAAGGGAUUGUUAUGGAAGCACUAAUUUGAUCA
This is a messenger RNA of Lolium rigidum, 1054 nucleotides long. Its product is annotated as coiled-coil domain-containing protein 39-like. The record is from RefSeq and is a predicted model, not a curated record. Lineage: Eukaryota; Viridiplantae; Streptophyta; Magnoliopsida; Poales; Poaceae. The annotation marks the transcript as partial. The transcript has 5 exons.